UACAUUUUAACCUGUACCAUUUUUACCGUUUGCCAUUUUUACAACCUUACCCGGCGUAAUGGCAAUCAACCUUAAGGUGGGUUAUGGUGAUGUCGAAAAGAGCCUGGCCGAACCGCUCGAGCUACACUACCUUCCGGCGACCAUUGACGGCGACGGGCCGGCUAAUGUGGAAAAGUUUUUCACACCCUACACCACCGAAUGCCAGGACGGAACCGUACAAAAUGCACUCCGCGGGUACCCUUUGCAGGGCAAGGCGAUGGCGCUUCCGGCCGGGCACACUGGUGUGAUAUUGCAGGAAACGAAAAAACCGCUUUCAGAUGAUGAGGACAGAAACUUAACUUUCGCGGGAGCGUUUCGUGAUUUCACCUACUGGAACUACGACCGCAAUCCGUCGAGAAACGAUCCUUUGGCCAAGGCGCUUAACUGGCUUCAGCUGUCGGAAGUCCUACACAGCGAGCAGGAAGAGGAUUCCCCACCGAAGCAAGGGUCUUCGGAAGUAACCGACGAAAUAAAACCAGAGAAAGGCGUUUAGGAUUGGCCAUUUCAAUUGUAAUAUAGCUCUAUUUCCAUUUUGUCCGGCAGGUUCUGUAAUCUAGUAUGAAAGGUUUAAAAUAAAACUUCAUUAUUA
This is a messenger RNA of Anopheles bellator, 628 nucleotides long. Its product is annotated as ribonuclease H2 subunit C. The record is from RefSeq and is a predicted model, not a curated record. Bases 59 to 532 code for a protein of 157 amino acids. The transcript has 2 exons. Gene Ontology annotation, biological process: RNA catabolic process. Lineage: Eukaryota; Metazoa; Arthropoda; Insecta; Diptera; Culicidae. Gene Ontology annotation, cellular component: ribonuclease H2 complex.